Closterium sp. NIES-67 is the source of this 2248-nucleotide messenger RNA. The record is from the annotation of a GenBank genome assembly. NCBI's taxonomy places the organism in Eukaryota, Viridiplantae, Streptophyta, Zygnematophyceae, Desmidiales, Closteriaceae.
GAUUCCUCUCCCACAGCAGCGUAACAGCACAUGCGAGAGACGAAUAAGCCGUUGGUGAUACAUGCUGCCACAUAGACGCCCAGCGCGAGCGCACCUCAUGCAGAAUGGCUAAACUCGCCACUGCAAUAUUAUCUCAACAUUGAGCCGUAAAGACAAGAGCAUUCCAGAAACAUGACAGCAAAGAAAGCCAAGUUACGGGCAGAAUGGGUCGGAUAGCUGAAGGACAUAAUAAAGAAGAAAGACACACAGAAUUUGGCGGUUGCGAAAAACAUGCAGCUGCCAAUAUGCUUCCUCCGAAUAGGGCUGAGUGUGCUUAUGGGGGAGGGGAAAGCGGCGACGCUUGCUGACUUGGUUUACUUUCUACUUACGGCGGGCUCAGAUGCGAAGGGUAGAAUCAUUACAGCGGCCAUAAAUGCAGGGUCCGACAGCGCAACAGCGGCGAUGAGUGUGGAAGUUCUGCUUGGCAUUUACGGGAGGGAGUUUGAAGGAGCCGCUGCUGGAGAACCAGCGACAGUGAUUGAACGCACAACGGAGCCUAUCCUUGGGUUGAAAUGCGCUUUCCCAGAAUGCGCUGCGGGUCCCAAGAAGACGGUGUGCCAAUCGGGACGUGUGUUCCAAUGGGGGGGUGUCCGCAGGGGGGAGACAUUCGCCGACCAGCAUGAAAAUGGAAUGGACGCACACCAGGCAACUAUCGAGGGCAGCGCGGCCACUCCCGAGGGGACUGGAGAGAUGCAUGACGUUUGUACUAGAUGUGGAGCCGGACAUGAACGAGCUCACAGGACAGGUGGAGAUUGUCAUGCACGGCUGUGAGGCAGAGUCAGAUCCCCCACCACCAGGGAGGCCUCAAUAAAGCCACGGGGGCAGUCAAGACACGGCGCAUCCAACUGGGUAAGUGAAUUAGAAGCAUGGGGGAUUGGGCUUUUUGGGGAUAAGGGGAGCAUCAUCUUGAAGGCAAGCAGUGAUAGCCAUUGUAAGUGAGCCCAGCACAACACACAUGGGCUAGGGAGAGGUGGCGUGAAGUAGUACAUAUGUCAUUGCUGUGCACCCAUUGCAGCACUCUGGUUGGAAUGCCAGUACCUGGAAGGGCGAUGGCGGCUGGCCAAUCCGACCGCUGUGGUCAAGUUUGCAGAGUGUCCUUGGCUUGCUCGACCCAUUGCAUCUGUUGACAUUCCUGAUGCUCCUAUCGAUGAAGUGUACCGGUGCCAAGUCAUGCAACGGUUGGAUGUGGUUGCAGUGGGCAUGGCUGGGGAUGCUUUGGGUUUGUGACGCAUGUGGGAAAACCCAUCCUUUCUGGAGCAUAGAUCGUCGGCAAGGGGGGAGUACCACUACUAAGCCGCGAAGGAAGUGUAUGACGAUCAUGCAGCGCUUCAUGGCAGCAUUUGCCUUGGCGGGUGGAGGUUUCCAGUUGAUGUUUGAGGUAGGAAGAAGCCUUGGGAUAUCAAUUCCUUGUAAAACAACGUUCUACAACUACAUGAAAGGGGUAGGAGGCUUAUGGGAGACCAUAAUCAAGCAUGCAAACAGGAGCAUGGAAUGUGUGCGGAGGGGGAUGGAGAGCGAAAAGGAGAGGCGAUCCCUACCAGGGCAUUGGGUGUGCGUUGAUGGUUGAUGGGGUCAACUGAGGGAGGCAGAGUGGUGUAGUGUGACUUUCCUCGAUCCACUGGCAAGAAAAGUUCUGCACUAUAUCACUGUGUCGAACAGCCCUAGAGGGGGUGGCAUUUAGGCGAGGGCUUGAGGAUCUCAAACAGUGGGGUUUCAGGGUAAAGGGGAUAAUAACAAACGAGGGAGGGACUUUCAAGGCAGCUAUUGUUGGGGAGGAGAUCGAACAUCAGCAAGGUGUAUGGCACAAAGGAAGAACCCUCUCCAAAAAGCUUGUCAAAUAUAUGGUCGACGCAAGGAAGGUCGGGAAGCGGGUUUCAGAAGCAGCCACUAUUGAGGACUUAUGGGAUGUCCCUCCAGUUCACCCCCGUGCUUGGCUCCGUGUGAAAUUAGGGGAGAAACUACUUGGGAUAAAAAAAAGGGCCACCAAGAAAGAGCUGAUCCAAGUAGUGUGCAAGGCACAAGGGAUGGCCUUCAAGAAUUUGAAUGACUCUGCAACGCCAUUUUUGUAUCCAGAGAUGAGGAAGGUGACGCUGGUGCGUCAACGCACACAACGUGCGUCACGAAGAGGAACCUGGGGUGUCAUAGUCCAUGUUCCUGUGAUAGAGGCAGGCUCGGAUGCGACGAGGGAGGGGCAGACAACCAAUGUGGA